Cryptomeria japonica (Japanese cedar) is the source of this 1657-nucleotide messenger RNA. Its product is annotated as ribulose bisphosphate carboxylase large chain-like. NCBI's taxonomy places the organism in Eukaryota, Viridiplantae, Streptophyta, Pinopsida, Cupressales, Cupressaceae. The record is from RefSeq and is a predicted model, not a curated record. Gene Ontology annotation, molecular function: ribulose-bisphosphate carboxylase activity; magnesium ion binding. The transcript has a single exon. The coding region runs from base 230 to 1657 and encodes 475 amino acids. Gene Ontology annotation, biological process: carbon fixation.
GUCCUCAGGUCAAUCGAAAUAAGAAAUUGGGUUGCGUCAUACAUACAUAACAUGAUACAAUAUCACUUGAAAGAAAAGCCUUUUUGACAAUAAAGGCUACAAAAUGAGUAUUUUGUAUUACAAAAAAUUUUGUAAUACAAAAGUGAUUCUUUACGUUCGACACCCAGGUCGAGUAGACCUCGUUCUUGUAAGAGCUAUUAACCAAUAAAUCAUAGGGAGGGACUUAUUUAUGUCACCAAAAAUAGAGACUAAAGCAAGUGUCGGAUUCAAAGCUGGUGUUAAAGAUUACAGAUUAACUUAUUAUACUCUGGAAUAUCAGACCAAAGAUACUGAUAUCUUAGCAGCAUUCCGAGUCACUCCUCAACCUAGAGUACCCCCUGAAGAAGCAGGAGCAGCAGUAGCCGCCGAAUCUUCCACUGGUACGUGGAUGACUGUUUGGACCGAUGGACUUACCAGUCUUGAUCGUUACAAGGGGCGAUGCUAUGAUAUUGAACCCGUUCCUGGAGAGGAAAGUCAAUUUAUUGCCUAUGUGGCUUACCCUUUAGAUCUUUUUGAAGAAGGUUCUGUUACUAACCUAUUCACUUCUAUUGUAGGUAAUGUAUUUGGAUUCAAAGCCUUACGGGCUCUACGUCUGGAAGAUUUACGAAUUCCUCCUGCUUAUUCAAAAACUUUCCAAGGCCCACCACAUGGUAUUCAAGUAGAAAGAGAUAAAUUAAACAAAUAUGGUCAUUCUUUGUUAGGAUGUACUAUAAAACCAAAAUUGGGUCUAUCUGCCAAGAAUUAUGGUAGAGCGGUUUAUGAAUGUCUCCGUGGUGGACUUGAUUUUACCAAGGAUGAUGAAAACAUGAAUUCCCAACCAUUUAUGCGCUGGAGAGAUCGUUUCUGCUUUUGUGCAGAAGCAAUUUAUAAAGCUCAGGCUGAGAUGGGUGAGAUUAAGGGACAUUACCUGAAUGCUACUGCAAGUACAUGUGAAGAAAUGAUGAAAAGAGCAGUAUUCGCCAGAGAAUUGGGAGUUCCUAUAGUCAUGCAUGACUAUCUGACUGGAGGUUUUACGGAAAAUACUUCGUUGGCUCAUUAUUGCCGAGAUAACGGCCUACUUCUUCACAUUCACCGCGUAAUGCAUGUAGUUAUUGAUAGACAAAGAAAUCAUGGUAUGCACUUCCGUGUACUGGCUAAAGCACUACGUAUGUCUGGUGGAGAUCAUAUUCACGCUGGUACUGUAGUAGGUAAACUUGAAGGAGAACGGGAAGUGACUUUGGGUUUUGUUGAUCUAUUACGUGAUGAUUUUAUUGAAAAAGACCGAAGUCAUGGUAUUUAUUUCACUCAAGAUUGGGUCUCUAUGCCGGGUGUUCUGCUUGUAGCUUCAGGAGGUAUUCACAUUUGGCAUAUGCCUGCUCUGACCGAGAUCUUUGGGGAUGAUUCCAUAUUACAGUUCGGUGGAGGGACUUUGGGGCACCCUUGGGGAAAUGCACCUGGUACAGUGGCUAAUCGGGUCGCUUUAGAAGCUUGUGUACAAGCUCGUAAUGAAGGACAUGAUCUUGCGCGUGAAGGUAAUGAAGUGAUCCGCGAAGCUACUAAAUGGAGCCCUGAACUAGCUGCCGCUUGUGAAGUAUGGAAAGAAAUCAAAUUUGAAUUUAAUAUGAUUGAUCGCUUGUAA